Messenger RNA from Striga asiatica, 468 nucleotides. NCBI's taxonomy places the organism in Eukaryota, Viridiplantae, Streptophyta, Magnoliopsida, Lamiales, Orobanchaceae. The record is from the annotation of a GenBank genome assembly.
AUGGAGAAACAAAGCCGGAACGGGGGAUCAGUUUUGACGCGCGAGGCUCAGCUGGCUGAAGCAAAAGCUCUCUGCAUAGCUUGCCCGUCUUCAGCCUCGAGUGGCACUCAGAUUGCUGCACGAGAUAAACGCGGGGCGCUCCAGUCACAAACUUUCGGUCCCGAAUCCCCGACUCUCGAAGGCUGCCGUUUCAACCUCAGACUGCUCGGGACUCCUCACCGAAAAGCUGAUAUGCUCGGAAAUUGCUCCGCUACUUUGAACUGGCUAAGCUCGGCUGGGACUGCUACUCUCAAUCGCUCCUCUGUCCGAUUGGUGGUCCUUGGCUGCCACUCGCUAGACAGAGGCCUUCGGCUCGCCACUGCAAGGUCCGCUCGUUCAGAGUCGUCGGCUUUCCUUUCUGCCACGGUCAGCUCUCAUCAACGCUGGGAAUCUGGCGUUCUUGGUCUGGUGGUGCUCAUCUCGCUGUGA